Didymodactylos carnosus is the source of this 1986-nucleotide messenger RNA. The record is from the annotation of a GenBank genome assembly. NCBI's taxonomy places the organism in Eukaryota, Metazoa, Rotifera, Eurotatoria, Philodinida, Philodinidae.
AUGAUGGAUACGGAUCAACUAUUUAAUAAUAUAUAUAAUAUACAACCACUGCAUGUUGAUUUUAGUAAGACGACGUCAUUUUACGAUCUUUCGGAAAAUAUGAUUAAUUCUUUGUUACAACCAUCAUCAUCCGAAUUUCAAAAUGAUAGUGAUCCUAUUAACGAAUCAUUGCUAUUGAAUGACCCGUUACGUAAUGAUUAUACUUUUGAUAGCAAUGAUCAAUUUGAAGAAUUUAAAGUUGAAAAUUUAUCUUCUAUUUAUCCAAAAGAUAUUGCUAAAUUAUUUCAAUUUGAUUUAAAUCAUAUUGGAACAGUUGUACCAAAGACAGAAGAUGAAUUAAAUUAUGAUUUAUCUGAUUCAUGUUUUUCUGAUGAUUUUAAAGAUAUUUCUCUAGUAGAUAAUAAUUUUAUUUCAUCCAUACCGCAAGAAACACCACAUGAUAUAUUAGCCGAUAUGAAUGGUCAAUGUGCUAGUAAUGAUUCAUUUGGAGCAACACCAGCAGAAGAUCAAAUUAUUGAAACUACUCAAAUAAUGACUAAAGCUAUUCUUAAUACGGAUCAAACAUCAAAAAUAUCAAGCACAAAGAAAAACAGAGGUUCAACAUCGAGUCAUACAAUUCGUUAUAAAAGUUCUAAUACUGUUCAACCUGUACAAGAAUUUAAACAUAAUAAUAAUUUAAAUAUUGUUCAAUUAAAAGAAGCAGAUGUGAAAUAUCAGUUUGAUGAAAGUAUUAGUUUUUAUAAUAAUAAUAAACUUAAUCCUAAAAUUCAAAUAAUAAAUCAUCCUAGACCAUUUUAUCGUCCACGUACUGUAAAAGAAAGUAAAGAAUCAUCUCAUUAUCUUCGAUGUGAACAAGGUGAAUCGGCUGAAUAUCCAACAAUUGCAGUUUAUAAAGAAUGGAAAUCUGCUUGUGCUAAUUAUAUUCAAGUGUCAUUAAAAACGAUCAAUGGUUUACCACAUCCCUAUUAUAUUGAUAAUAAAUUACAUAGUAUAAAAUCAUCAAAUGGUGAUUAUGAAUCUAUUAUUAAAGAUAGAGAUAAUAAUUUACUUUAUUUUUUUGUGAAUACAGAAGAAUUUAAUAAUGGAUUUAAAAUAUUUCAAAUAGAAUUACAUAAACUUCUUCAAGAUGAUAAUAUAACAAAAGAAGUAAUAAAAAUAAAUCAAUUAGAAAAAUCUCAAUUAUCUUUUACACGAUAUUAUAUUGAUCAAAAUGGACAAUGGAUUCGUGAUGAACAGACAACAACAUUGAGUAAUAUAAUGACAGAAGCUUAUGGUGCAGUAGAAGUUGAUACCUAUGGUCCAAAAUGGGGAAAAUGUAAUGGUGGUGAGACAAUAUUUAUGUUAUUGAAAGGAAGAGUAUUAAAACCUGAAUUAUCAAUAAAAUUUAUGCAAGAGAAUACUGGUUGGACACAAUCGGUUACCUUUACAAAAAAUGGCAAUUGUGUCUAUUUUAAAGCGCCAGCAUAUCAUCAAUUUUGUAGUAAUACGAAAGUCGAUAUUGUUGUAACAUAUCAAAAAGAAGAAAUUGACAGAUGUUCAUACACGUACGAUCAGACUCUUGAUGUACUCUUUGCGCAAAUGAAUCUUGGAGAAGAAGAGGGUUCGGAUACAAAAUACGAUUUAUCUAAUUUGGCAAUGGUAUGUUUUACGUCAUACGUCUUCUUUUCUAUUGCAUAAAAUCAUAAAAGAUCACUAAAUGCAUCGAAUUGCAGAAAUUUUGUAGAAAUUUCGAUUUCAGACCUUAAACUUCUUAAACUCUUCCUCUGGCGUUGGCUAUAUUACUUGGUCGAAUUGCGGAAAUUUCGUAGAAACAAAUUACUAACAAAAGAUUAUUUCGCAUUUUAAAAAACAAUCAUUAGAUUGUAGUUAAACAUAGUCAAGUCGCACGUCUUACAAAAUCUUCCUUUCUAGAAUAUUUUUGUAUAAAGAACAACUAACAUUUGAUCAACACAAACAUAAAUAUUCCGAAACUCAAAAACUACGCCC